UUUUCAUCAUAUAAACAUAUUUAAAGGGAAAAGGUGAUCCAAAAAGAAAAAGUUAGAUCUCUGAGAAGAACUAGCUUUUCUUAACUGUGCCUUAUGAUCUAUUCUCAAGAUGGAAUCCAAACCAACAAUCUUAAGUGCAUUUUCAGCUGCAAGAGAUCACUCCAAAAGAACCAACUUCAUUUGCUAGUAAAAAACAUGGAUCAUCACCUGCUGCAGGUAGUUGCACUGUUGACACUGAUAGCAUUUGGAGGCACAAGUUGGAGUAUAGAAGCCUGCAGCCCCAUUGACCUAGAAGCUUUGAUGAGCUUCAAGAAUGGAAUUCAAAAGGACACAUCUGGUCGCUUAGCUAAGUGGAUUGGUGCAAGCUGCUGCAAGUGGGAAGGUAUUGUCUGUGAAAAUGCAACCUUUAGAGUGAUUCAGAUCAAUCUCCCAGGACUUAUUUCCACAGAUACAGAUUUGUCUCAAACACAAAUGAUUGGGCGGAUUUCUCCUUCCAUAACACUCCUCUCCUCCCUUGAAAUCAUUGAUCUUGGUGGUUUAGUUGGUCUCAGUGGAGCUAUUCCGGACACCAUUGGUUUGCAUCUGCCAAAGCUCCAAAAGCUCUACCUUUAUGGCAACAAUUUAACUGGUCCAAUACCAGAAAGCAUUGGAAAGUUUCCAAACCUCCAAGAACUAGCUCUGCAGGAAAAUAAGCUAUGGGGGUCUAUUCCUAUGAGCCUUGGAAGCCUUCAAGGUCUCAAAAGGUUGCUGCUUUAUUCAAAUAAAUUAUCAGGUAUAAUACCAGACUCACUUGGGAAUUUGAUAAAUUUGACAGAAUUGGAUGCUCAUGACAAUGCUCUUGUGGGUAAUAUACCCAAUAGUGUUGGUGAGAUGAAGGCUUUGACAAAGCUUGAUCUUUCAAACAAUUUUCUAAGCGGGAAGAUGCCUUCUUCAUUAACCAAUUUAACUGCCAUUUCAGUUUUAUAUCUGAACACCAAUUCUCUUGAGGGAACCAUAGCAUUUCCUUCAAGAUCUGGUGAAAUGUCUUCUCUAGGUUUCUUAAGACUCCAUAACAAUCUCCUUGGUGGAAAUAUACCUUCCAAUAUUGGCUAUUUGGUAUCUCUUCAAAGGCUUUCACUGUCAAACAACAAACUUGAAGGAGCACUGCCAUCUAGUUUAGGCAAUUUGGUAUCGCUAACUGAGUUAUAUCUCAGUGGUAACUUCUUGUCUGAUCAAAUACCAAAAUCACUAGGCCAACUUUCUCGGCUUAUAAUGUUGAACAUCUCUAGAAAUUUGAUUGAAGGACCAUUACCUCAAGAGAUAUCUUCCCUUCAAAAUCUUCAAACACUUGACCUUUCUUUCAACCAUCUGCAACUCUCUGCCAUUCCAAAAUGGAUGGCAAACAUGUCAUCACUUUCCAACGUUUACUUGGCUGGUUGUGGAAUCCAGGGCCAAAUUCCAGAUUUUUUCCAAACAACCAAUAGUCCAAUACAGGAACUGGACUUGUCAGUAAACAUUCUCAGUGGAAGCAUACCAUCAUGGAUAGGAAGCCUCAGUCAACUCUACUUGUUAAAUCUCUCUGGGAACUCUCUGUAUUCAGACAUCCCUGAUUCCUUUAGAAAUUUGCAAGAUCUUGGUGUCCUUGAUCUUCACUCAAAUAGACUAACAGGUUCCAUAGCUCCAGUAUUUGAGAUAGAACAAGGUAUUUUCGGGGGUUCACUGAAAUUUGUCGAUCUUUCUGAAAACAGCUUCUCAAGUGGAAUUGAAGAAAUUGGUGGAGGGCAACUUAGUAUUCAGUUUCUGAAUUUGUCUCAUAACCAUCUGGAAGGUAGGUUACCAAAUUCAAUUGGGAGUUUGAAUUCACUUAAUUGUUUGGAUUUGAGCUUCAACGAAUUAGGCUCCAACAUCCCAGAAGUGCUGGCAAAUUUAACCUCAUUGAAGAUAUUAAAGCUACAGGAAAAUCUCUUCACGGGUAAAAUUCCAAACGGAUUUCUCAAGUUGUUGAAGCUAAAGGAAUUAAAUGUAUCUAACAAUCAUCUUGAAGGGGAAAUUCCAGAGGGUAAACCUUUGGUUGACUUUCCCGAGAGUUCAUAUUCUGGAAAUAAAGGGUUAUGUGGAAAGCCUCUCGGUCCUUGUAAACUUUGAAAAUUGUCAAGUGUAAUGCUACUUAAAGCUAUUCUCGCAAUCGUUCAGAAACAUGAUUUUCAGCUUGAUACACAACCAGAAAACUGAGCAUUCAAAUAUUUCACCAGGAAAAGGAUAGAUACAUCUCUUUUUUCAUUCCUUUUUUUUAUUAUUAUGUAGAAAUAGAAACCUAA
Messenger RNA from Vigna unguiculata (cowpea), 2297 nucleotides. RefSeq lists its product as uncharacterized. The record is from RefSeq and is a predicted model, not a curated record. Lineage: Eukaryota; Viridiplantae; Streptophyta; Magnoliopsida; Fabales; Fabaceae.